ACAACAAUGUAAGGGUUGAUAUGGUCAGGAUUAUCCUGAUGCUAGAGCGCCUUAAAAACUGUUUGCCAUUACCAUGUUUUUCAAAGAGUACGAAUAAAGAAAAAACUAGCAACAUUUCGCCAAAAACGAGCAGUGCAAGUAUCAGAAAAUACAUGAGAAUUAUGCUUGUCAUGAAAAAUUAGCAAUGGUAGGAGGGCUGAGUGGAGUCCAAUUCGGUCUGUAAUCAUACGAGUGAUUAACAAAAUCGGACGACAUAAUAUGCUACUUUCACCUCUGAGCACAAUCUAUAAAAGCCUACAAAGGCAGUAGGCAACAUAGUACGUGACUGAGAGAGUUGUGUUGUGUGAGUCUAGAAUAUUCUUGCAUACCUCAGAUCAGAAUACCAUUAUAUUAGGCUUUCUGAUCGUGUCAGUUGUGGCGCUCAUGGCAUAGAUGUCGUGUCUAUCAACACCCUUCUGGUUAGUUAUAGUAUAGUAGUUGACCGGAUUGCGUGCUAUUUAUGUUCCGUCAGAUCAGCUUACUCCACGCAACUGAAAGUCUUUAAAUCCGGCCGUACUGUCUAGAAGGUGCAAAAACACCCUGCGGCAUUCGUGUCAGUUUUGUUAAACAAACUCGUGCUAUAUGUGUGUGUGUGGUUUUUUUUUUACUCGUGGGCUUCUCGGUUACAAUCUUUCAUCGAUAGUUAAGUAUAUCACUACACGUAUAUGGAGUCGAAUUUGGAUUACUCUAGAGAAGAGAAAUUGCCAAGCACAGUCAGUAAUUUAACAAAACCUCGCUUCAUCGAUCUAAGCAGGGCGAUCGAACUGUACCAGCAAAAUCCUUUUGAGCACAGGCCUCGCAGGGAGAGCAUCGUCGAUCAAUGCAAACAGUCUUUCGUUUAUGGUGAGUUCUUAAAAAGUGCUACUUGUUUUAACAUAGAAAUAUCUUCCAACUGUGAUUAUUCUAUGCAUGUCAGUGUGAUGAUGUAUUCAGCUGUGUAUUGUCCCGGUAAGAGUACAUUGCCGUGUCGAUUGUAAUGACCCUACAAAGUACACGGCAUUCCCCUCUACAAAUUCAGUCCAGAGUGCAGCUAGCUGCCGUAGAAUUUGGCCAGAUAGAAGACAGGGGCACCCAACGACGGUUUCCUCCAAAAGACAUUGAAAGCACUAUUUAGGCUAUGCAGAGUACUUUUAGAUCUCAGUCUAGAAAUGCACUCUAAGCGGCACUAAAGAAUUUGUGCCUGUUUGGUAAUUCUAGGGGAGCUUGAAUCUUUUCGAAACUACAAGGGCUUCAGUAUUAUUUUAACAAAAAUUUUAGUUGUAAUGAGACGUAUUACGAAAGAGAGAUUUUUUCUGAUUCCUCUCUCCAUCACAUUUUUGAAUCCCAAAAUUUAACGUUUUCUAUUUUCUACUAAAAUAGCCUAACGUGGGGAAUGAAAUGAGAGAAAUCAAACUUAUGACAAUCGUAGGGAAUUUAUUAGAUAAUUUGCUUCAAAAAUUGAACGUGAAUGGAGCGGUCAUCUAGAAAUUUUUAGCCGUCCUCAAACUAUAGAAAAUUCUAGGCAAUAUUUGCUUCUCCGAACAGAUAUUUUACAGAAAACAGUCGUUGGUUGCCCAUGAGAAGAGUGCUUCAUUACUGGGAAAUCCAGAACGACAGCAGUUUUAUUUUGGGAUAGGCUGGUCCUACUUCUGAUGUAAUACAUGUAUAAGAAGGAAACGUUUGGGGCUACAUUUACGGCACUGCCAGUUUUCACAGGUGUUUUAUGACUUCCUUACGAUGUAUAAUAAUUUCGUCGCAAUUUACAAUUUUUUUUAUCAUUACAUUGCAUUUGUUUGCUCUCCUGCUCCUCCCCAUAAAUCGCUUAGAUACGCUGAGUCAGGUUCACUUGCAAGAUUGCCCACUCCUGUAGGUGGUGUGGUGUACGUGUAAUCAUGCCCUCUCGAUGCAUGAUCACAGGGUAGUGGUAUGUUACCGCCCUGUUUUCAACAGAAUUGCGUCACUGUGGCUAUCCUCGGCUUUUAACGAAAGUGAAAUAAUGUUUCUUAAGGUUUAAUUUUUAGCGGUAUAAGUAAGAGCAAGAGUCCUAGAGAGAAGAGGAAAGAACACCUGUGAAGGUCGUAAGGCCGCCGUGGAAGAAUGGUUUUUGAAAAAACUUGGACCAAGAGGAAAUGCCAUAAAUUACCGGUGUUAUCUGCGUUUCCGUAUUGAGCAGGCUCUGAGAAAAUGAAAAAAAAGGAAGCCUGGAGAACGUCACAGACAUAGAGUACAGCAGACAUUUUUACGAAAACGUUAUCGUAUUAAGGAGAAUUCGACUAUCCAGCCAGAUCAGUUUAUUCCUAAAUGGCAUGCACAGCAGUGACGGGUUUUUAUUGUCAAAAAAAAAUCGAGAAAAGACUAAUACAUGUCUUUCAUUUUCGAAAUGACACCAGUCUGGCUUGGCAGUUCUGCCGGAAUUUUCAGUGGUAAGCGCAGUAAAAUUGCCUCUUAAGUACUUUUCUUGAAACAGGACAAUGGACUUAUCCGUAACGUUUACUUUGUAAUAAAACGCUUUCAUUGCGACUCGGCCAGGAGGACUAAAUGUUAGAUAGAAACUAUGAAAGGUCUCAGGUUUCACCGCCUCGGCUGGUUCAUGGACCACGCGCAGGUAACCAGUGUCCGGCUCGAAAGCGAGGCUGACGAUGAGAGUUUCUGACUCGGGUGCAGAAUAAUGCCCUUUGUCCGCAUAAACCGGGCUGAUUUUUGAGAAAACAUACGAGGUGUUGUUUUGGUCCAAAAAAAUUGCUUUUUUGCCAACCAAGUGAGUAAAAACGAUCUUCCCUAGAGGUACCUUUAGCUCAAGGACGGCGGCACGACAAUUGAUUUAGGAGACUACAAAGUCUCUUUUGUAGUGUUUUCUGGCUAUUGUUGCUUUUGCCACAAACAACCUUUGCCGAACCUGUGCCUUUGAAGAAUCCCAUAGCAAAGGACAGCGCCAACGGACGAGUUUCCGAAGCGAAAGUUACCUCCCAUCGCAUCUCCGCCGGUUUUUGUCAAAGAGUGGACAAUGGAAACCAGUCGUUUAAACGUGUUGUUCGAUGAAGAACUUACUUAACCGUUACACGACAAGUGUUUAGGAACCGUCAUCAUAAAGUGAAUUUUUGUGACCUUAAUUCUUUCGAGUGCCUUUGCACUGACGUCGUUGAUUACAUAUGCUUAUUUUAAAAACCACUCAUGCUUUGUUCAUUGUCUUCUUUGUUCAUCGCCCUUUCAACUUUCUGUUUACUAAAGAAUACUUAAAACAACCAAUUAGUUGCGUCGGUUCAUUAAGCAGACUGGCUUACAUUACUAAAAUUAUUCUAUUGAUCAUGUCACAACAGAACAUUGCCGCGGUUUUGUGAGCACGUCCAGUGAUUUUCUGAGACCUUUUCAGUGAUUCAAAAUUAGACUGUAAUUUAUGGCAUUGUUUGAAUGUUUAUUUAGCUGCUAAUUCAACAACAAUGACUACGAAUUUUACCAUAAUCAAGCCACGAGGUCAAUAUAAGCUCUUGCGUUUUGGUGGAAAAUACUGUAAAGCGAUUAGUUUUCAUAAUGGAUGGAAGUUUGAUUGCAUCUUGUCAUCGAUUGUGAGCCGAUCGGAUUUGUGUCUUCGACAACAUCUGAGAAGAAAAGCUUACUGGCUGCGCUUGAUCUAUUCUUGUGUUGCCCUUCGUUAACGUUUAAUAGCGCGAGGUUAAGUGGUUCAAAGGCUUCGAUAUUUCCUGCUUAUGAUGAUGUCACUUUCUUACGCCUUUACGCUUCACUGUAUUUAAAAACUUCAGGAUUUUUCUUCACAGAAGGUAUGACAUCCUUUUUCCGUCACUGGGACGAAAAUCAUGGCAGGGAUUUAGGUAACUAAUUUAAUACGGUCUGUUGGGGACAUCUGUGGGAUUUGUUACCCAAGAGAAACGUGACGAUGAGGGAAAAACUUAAAAAAAAUUUUGCAUUCACAAACGUGCUUUAGUGGGUUAAAAGUGCAUACCAAACACCGACUGGAAGUGCUUUGCGAUAUACGUUUUCGCCGUUUGUUAAAUUAACAUGUAGUGUGGUUUCUUGGUCGUAGUCGGGUAUUUUUCAUUUUGACGUUUUCAUUUCUCGACAGAUCAGUUAUUCGUCCAUGGUUCAAGUUAUGUAAGGCAACUAGGGCUCUGAUUUUCUGUUCCUUAAAUAAUACACACAAUUGAUCUUACAAGAUUCGGCGUAUUUUGAAAGGGUUACACCGAUAAAACUGUAGUGCUUCGUAGGUUGACGGUGAAAAAUAAGAACCUUUUAGGUGUUUAACUCAGUGUCGGGUUGAUAUCCUGAUAUCCGAAGGAGCUGAACUGUAAAGACUAAAAAAGAUGCUAUUAAGAGCCCAAAUUGUCGUGGCUAGGGCAAAUUUAAUGAGAUUCUUUUAAUAACAGAAUAAGAAGAACCGCGACGCCUUCGGUAGCCAUGAUAUGCAUGCAAAGUAAUAAUUCUGCACCUGUUUGAAUGUAGCAUAUUUUAACACUUCUAUAAGUAGAACCCGUCAAGCAAUGAAAUCCCACUCUAUCAGCUUAAAUGUAUAGCGAUCGAAGAGCUAGCCAGCUUUCCAAACCGCGUCAAUCACGAUUUCUGACGAUUGAAUACAAACAAGACCUACGAAAACACUUUUUUAUAAGCCAUGGUAUGGUUUGCUAAUUAACUUUUACAGAAGCGACAGUUGCAAAACUACAUGUAUAACAAAGUGAAAUCCGCCACAUUUGGUAAUUAUUUUUUCUACCGUCAAAGCAAUUUAGCCAUUUAAUUGUGCAUCUCCGAUGUACAUAAGAAACUCAGGCCUCAUCAGUCGGGCCGAUAAAGGCCGAUUAUUAUCGUACAUCCCUUCUAUGUGAGGGUCUCGGCAUUCGGAGGUCAUCUCGACAUUUCUUCGGAUUAGUGUGUUCUUUCUCGUAAUGUUAAUAUUUCCUUUCCUGCUCUAUUUAAGUUAUUGCAGGAAGUUUUCCAGGAGACAUAAAAUCCGGCGGCGAGAUGAAAAUAGGCAUUAUGGAGCUGCGAAAUCUACAGCUAUUUUCUGCAAAUUCCCGAGUAGUUUAGUGUACCGGAGAAAAAAAAGAAAAGAAAAGAAAAAAAUGAUGAAUUGUUCCGGUACCUUAAAUAGCAACAGAAUGCUCUAUGAUCCCAGCCUAUCACUGAGAGUAUCGAAGUACUGGCCACAGUCGAAUCUUCGGUGUCGCGAGUACACACUUACAGUUGUAUGGCUUAUGACAGCCACUUAAUAGACACUCGCACCUCUACAGGAAUCUACACCCAUAAUUGGCUAUAAUAAAGGUGUCGGUGUCCAUUAUAGAAAAUUCAUGAAAACGUGCUUAAGUCUUACAGGGCUGUUAAAACCUUUCACACCGGAUGUGUUGGUGCCGAGCUGUUAAAUACUCUGUAGGAGAGAUUUCCCUUUUCUAAUGAGAUCAAAACUACACACAUUACGCAUCUGUAUCUUGUAUCACCCACUUGUAGCAGCAUUUAGCAUGUCACGCCCUCUCCACCCACGUAACUCAGUAGGGACCGGUGCUUAAAAGUAGUCUGGGCUACACAACCGUGAAUUGUGUCGUCACCCAACGCUACUCCCCUCAAAGAGAAGCGUUGCGUGAAGAGUACAGGGAGAGCGGCUGUGGAGCAGACCAAGCGCUUAGUAGCCAUUUCUCGUUUUUAAACUCGAUCUUAUGUUGAUGCCAAGUUUUAGAAAAUUAUUUGACUGCAUUGUUUUUACCUCAAGAAUAAAUUUUCCCUUGUUGUAAAGUUACAUAUCUUUUUUAAAUCAAGUUCUGCUCUUUAUUAAGUUUUAAGUCUGAGGACAUUAACGAGCACUAUUGGUUAAGCAUGAAAUGAUUGGUAUAUCAACGCGAAUUUAAGUUUUUUUCUUCUUGCAUUCUUUUCAGAACCAGCAACACAAAGCUCUUUGCCUGAAAGAGGAAUGAAUUUCGCGGAAAAUCCUGUCGUGGAGAACACAUUCUCUCUGCCUCGGGAUGUUUUUGAGCGACUUUGGUCGUCGCAACAAAGUGUAUCAGAUACCAGUUCUACGUCAACAAGCUAUACAAGAAAUCCAGCUUCUGCAAAUACCACUGGCCAAUGCCGUCGCCUUUCCGGUGGUUUAAACGUUACCGAGCUAACCGGAACUGAAGCUCAACGACCUCGUUUGUCAGUCUCAGAACAAGCCCUUACCCAGAGGGAACAUCUCCAAAGGGAACAGCAAAAACAGCUCAAGCUGCAGCUCAUUAUGCAAAAGCUUGAAAACACUAGAGAAAAAGUUCAGAGGCUGCUUCAACUACAGAAAGCGCGAGGACGUUUAGACAAAUACCGCCAUAACUCGGCAGAAAAAUCAAUUGAUUUGGAAAGUUUUCAGCGUCGUUAUGUUCUUUUGAAACGAAGAGCUAACGCUCUCAACAGUCUACGCAGAAGUAUACAGCACAAGGUCCCAAUACCCGCCGUGCAAUCUCAAUUUCAAGGAUCCCGAUGCGUGCCUGGGAUCAACCUUGUUACCAGUGGAGUUUGGUCAAAAGAGCAGAGAUCGGGAUAUUCUUAUGACUCUUUCGACUCUGCUGGGUUAGCCUUGGACCAUGGGACAUAUCCCAGAAUUGUCGCUGUUCACUGUGUCAUGGACAGAGCAGCUGUUAAAGCUGUACAUCAACCUUACCAGCAAAAAGACAAACCUCCUUAUGCAAGUGUUUCACAAAAAUCUGAUUGUGGGUACAAUAAAAAUGACUUUCAGAAAAACGGAACGUUUUCACGUUUAAGGAACGAAAGCAGUUCCUUAGUCGAAAAUUUCAGAACUUGCGAAGGCGACGAAGUGGUCUUGACAAAAGUUAUUCCUGGAAAAAGCCGUCUCUCUACAGGUGCACUGUCUUAUAAGGAAAGAAAACAGCAUGAGAAAGUAAACUUAGCGAACUGCAGCCAACGAGCAAGGGACAACAACAAACAUUUAUUAGAAAAUGUGGCCGUCCCAGACGAUGCCAGCCAUCUUAAGGAUAGGCAGGAAACUUUUGUUCGCCGAGUAGACAUUGGUCAACUGACAACUGUUAGUCAUCCAGAACACGUGGUAAUUGCCGAGGAACAUACGAGACAUGUUAAACAAUCAGGAAAUGUUGAUAAUCAGGUUUCUAAAGACUAUGCUCCAACAAAGCAAGCUGAACUCAGUAAACAACAGCAACAUAGCCUUGCGUUAGAGCCGCAUUCAGAGAAUGCUGAUGCAGAUAUGUACUUGGGUGGUCCCCCACCCUAUCUUCCUGUUCUUGACAAGACAGGAAUGAUGGAACGAGAGAACGAAGUGAAUCAAGAACGCCCUGUCAGCACUGCCUCGUCAGCCCCCAAACUGGCCAAGACAGUACUGGAAAUCAGCGAGAAAAUCGUCCAGACGAGGGAAAGAAUCAAGAACGAGACAAUCGAUUGGAAGAAAUGCGUUCUUUUUAAACUCGAAAAGCGUUUGAUUAAAAAACUAAGGCGAGCUGAACGUUUAACUGGACAGAGAACCGAGAUCGAGAACCUGCGAGACGAGGUCCCAGGGCCAGUGACCAACGGCAAAAAGGGCAAAGUUCAAGGUCAACGGAAAAGAAGCAGUCGCAAAGAAAGCCAACCUGAUAGCGCAUGCGCAACGGAUGGCGACGCAGAUAAAAGUCAAGGUCAAGAAAGAAGCCUGAGUCGGCAGUGCAGUAUGAGUGAUAGCGUGACAGAUGAUGAAACCGGUGAUUGUCAAGGACGGGAGAAAAGGAGUAGCGUAUCGGAUAUCGUAUGCGAAAGUGAGCAAAUGAAGAACAGUCAACUUGAUAGCGUGACAGAAUGCGUGACGGAAGAGAAUGAGAAACGGCCUGCGUGCUCCCAGAGUCAGGAGAUAGAGGGGCAUUUGGACAAGAAGCCAAUAGAGUACCCACAAAUGAAAAAAAUGGAAGAAAACCCCACAUUUGAAAACAAAAUGCAAUGCAAUUACUCGACUCAAAAAUACAGCAAUGACCAAAAUGAUAAAAUAUCCUCUGCCCAGGAGAAGAACAUUGAACGUUGCAUCGGAAAAUAUGAGUUGGACCAUGGUGAAAGGUGCGACCCGGGUGUAAAAAAAAAGUCGGAAAAGAUUGAAAAUCAAGUGGACACAUGUAAGAAACACGGACAAGUCGACGGGAAAGCAACACUGAACACAAACAGCGAUUGCCUAACAGUAGAACUCUCACAGUCCGCUUCCUUGAGUAUGAAAAGAGAAAGCAGUUUCAUCGAUAACGAAAGCGCAAAGAGGCAAAAGACAGAAUCAUGUCACGAAAAAUCAGAAAAACAAUUGCCCCGUGACAAGGACAAGAAAGAGUGCGUGACUUUAAGGAGCGAAGCGAGGGAAGACCAUCAACCAAAGGAAAGAAAAAAUCUAUUUGACAUUUUUAAAUCUCGUUUCCAGGGCACUGAUACGCUUCCGAAUUCUUCAGUGUUAACAGCUGAAAAGAACUGUAAGUUUAACAAGAACGUUGUGGAACUCAUCAAGAGCGCGAAUGGCUUGAACAAAAAGCUGCAAAGUUGCGGAAAAGAAGAUCAUAAGUCAGUGUCUUUAAACUGCGAUAGAAAUAUAUGGUCAACUUUAAUGAAGGAUGGAAUUUUUUAAAACGUUGCGCUUAAUUCGUUUCAAGCGAUAUAUAUGCCAGUUGGUCUGGUUUAGGUGGUUUUUCGUGCUCUUUUGUCGCUCUUACAUAAAAAAGCUUCGCGAGAUUUCUAAUUUCUUUCGGUUUUGUACAGUGUAAUUAGUUUUUUUGUACAUCGGUAAAUUAACUUAUACUGAAGACGAAAGUCUCAUGCUUAAGUUUAAGCAGUAUUUUACUUCAGUUUCGAGUUCUUUACAUUAAUAUCGCAAAUCUAGGCUGUUAGAUAACGGUGUAUGUAUAAGUUAUUGCUGUCAUUUUCAACUUCGUCGUCAAAAAAUAUUCUUAUCAUAAACCUAAAGAGUUUUAUUUUGCAGUUUGACAACCAUAUUUUUGAUGCCUGUUGUAUUUGACAGCUAGACAUGCCGUAACUAAUAACGUAGCAUUCCACACCUGUUCCACGAACGUCUGCUGAACGAGCGGAUUAGAACAUAGAGCAAUCACCGCGCGGUGCGAGAAGGGUUGUCAGUAAAACGCGGGGUUAAGGGCGCGGCCGUGGUCUAUCUUUUUUUUAGAGAAUGCUGUUUUAGGGUUAGGGUUGGUGUCAACCCUAACCCUAACCCUA
Porites lobata is the source of this 9183-nucleotide messenger RNA. The record is from the annotation of a GenBank genome assembly. Lineage: Eukaryota; Metazoa; Cnidaria; Anthozoa; Scleractinia; Poritidae.